Molecule: messenger RNA, 1505 nt
Organism: Oryza sativa Japonica Group (Japanese rice)
Lineage: Eukaryota; Viridiplantae; Streptophyta; Magnoliopsida; Poales; Poaceae
Source: RefSeq, a predicted model, not a curated record
CCUUGGGUAGAAGUUGUUGUGCAUCUUGCUAGCUAGCUAGAUUGCAUCUUCUUCCUUCAUUUUACUCACAACCUACAAAGUGAGAGAUUAUUCUAACUCUAAACCAAGACCAUCUCAAUUUCUUGCUACUUAAAUCUCAUCUUCAUCUUCUUCAACCUGUGAUCAUCAUUCAGUAGUUAAAGCUAGUAAUAGAGCCACUUGACAAGAUUGCAGUACACAGAUGUGUGGAGAGAUGGAGCAUGGGUUUCACCUCCACAUGGAGCACCAGGCUAUACAUGGUGGAGAAUUUAAAGAAGGGAUUUGCACGUCGAUCCCCAAUCCUCCUCUUCCUAGCACAUCGAGACCAAAUAGCAUGGUCAUCAAGAAGGUUUGCCGGCGGGAGUUCAUCCCGCCGCACAUCGUGGCGGAGGCGAUCUCGACGCUGCGCGGCCUCGACCUCCGGUGGUCGGGUCCCAUCACCCCCGGCGAGCGCCGCUACGUCGAGCAGUACGUCCUCGCCAAGUACCCCCAGUACUCCCACGGCCUCAUCGGCGACGACGCCUCCGCCUCCGCCUCCGACAGCGACGUCGUCGUCGAGCAGCAGCGCCGCCUGCAGACGUCGUCGUCGUCGGCGAGGGGAGCGCCGGCGGCGGCGGCGAGGCUGGAGCCGUCGCGGCUGCUGGACAUGCUGGCGAGGAAGGCGUCGUUCCCGGGGAGCUUCGUCUCCAUCCCGGAGAUCCAGGCGAGGAACCGCGUCCUCCGACGCUGCGGCCUCGCCGACGACGACGACGACUACCUCGUGCUGUUCGCGCCCACGCCCCGCGACGUGCUCGUGCUCGUCGGCGAGAGCUACCCCUUCUUCCGUGGAAACUACUACAUGUCCAUCCUCGCCGGCGGCGAGGCCGACGGCGGCGACUGCGUCCGCGCGUUCGCGGCGUACAAGGACGCGAAGGUGAUCGCGGCGCCGGAGUCGUGGCUGGACCUCCGCAUCAAGGGCUCCCAGCUCAGCCAGUACUUCCGCCGCAAGUGCAAGCACGCGCCCAAGGGGCUCUUCGCCUACCCCGUCGUCGUCUCCGGCCCCGGCGACGGCUCGGCGGCGGCGGCGGCGGCGAGGUACUCGCUGCACUGGGUGUCGGAGGCGCACCGGAACGGGUGGCACGUGCUGCUGGACGCCACGGGGCUCGCCGCCGGGGACCGGCUGCCGCUGUCGCUGCACCGGCCGGACUUCGUGACGUGCGCGCUGGACGACGCGCGCGCGCAGCCGCCGUCGGCGGCGACGGCGACGGUUACGUGCCUGCUCGUCAGGAGGAGGUCGUUCGACGUCACCUCCUUAAAGGGAGAUAAUUGAAACGAUAUGCAGAGCUAAAUUACUUUGUUCCGUUUCAAAUUAUAAAAACAUUUUAGGUUUUGUUUCAUGUAUGUGCUUCAUUUAUACUAUGUGUAAAUAAUUUAAACGAGGGAUAAAGAAGCCGAAACUUAUCUCUAUCUCUAUCUUUACUAUUAUAAAAUUAAAGAUGUUUUUGCCA